This is a messenger RNA of Aspergillus eucalypticola CBS 122712, 720 nucleotides long. RefSeq lists its product as uncharacterized. The transcript has a single exon. NCBI's taxonomy places the organism in Eukaryota, Fungi, Ascomycota, Eurotiomycetes, Eurotiales, Aspergillaceae. The record is from RefSeq and is a predicted model, not a curated record. The coding region runs from base 367 to 678 and encodes 103 amino acids.
CUGUUAUUGUGUUGCCGUAUACUCAGACUAAAGCCUGGGAGGAGCGAAAAACAAAACAAAGCAAGCAAAUCCUAUCCAGGAUACGGACUGGGUUUCCAGAAGGGCAGUUCAAGGGUUGAUCUAGCCAGGAGGGGAGGGCAAGUAGUUUCUUUUCUUUUCCAAGAUCCACGGAUUGGACACUUGAAGAAACAGAGAAAGAACAAAAGAGUCAAGCAAGUAGUAAUUCAAGCCUUGAGAGCAAGUGGAGAUGAUGGGAUAGUAGUAGGCAAGAGCUGAUUUGACUGUGACAAAUCUAGCAGAAGUAGUAUGGAGGGGUAGUGUGUGUUUUGGAAAUGUUGUGUGUGUGUGUGGAGUAAGAGAAGAUCAAUGGAAAGUAAAAGGGGGUAUCUUGGGUUCGUUGGGUAUCAAGAGUGGGCAAAGUCGGAUUUCUUCUUUGAGUCUGGUGUGAUGAUGAUGAGGAGAAAAGGAAAGGUCGAGAAGAAUUCCAUCUGGAGGGGAAAGGACGGCCUUUUAGAGGCGAGGGAACCGGCUGGAUUCUCGUUCAGGAGGCCAGGCGUGGGGGGCUAUCGGAGGAGACGGUGCGUCCAAGCGUGUGCCGGAGUUGCAUGCUUGCUGCAGCCGGCUGCCUCACUGGCCGUAUCGAGCAUGAUGAUUUGGCGCUGCGAGACAUGGCGGUGAUAGUGGUGCAGCGCCAGGUGGUGUUGUCCGGUCCCUCUCUGC